This is a messenger RNA of Physella acuta, 760 nucleotides long. Its product is annotated as phospholipase A2 A2-actitoxin-Cgg2a-like. Gene Ontology annotation, biological process: phospholipid metabolic process; lipid catabolic process; arachidonate secretion. NCBI's taxonomy places the organism in Eukaryota, Metazoa, Mollusca, Gastropoda, Physidae. Gene Ontology annotation, molecular function: calcium ion binding; phospholipid binding. The record is from RefSeq and is a predicted model, not a curated record.
CGUUUUAAAACAAGGUGUACAGUCAUACAAAGAGCAAGUAGUCGCUUCUUUGCUGCAACAAAACCAGUUCAGCUUUACAGAGAUUGCCAACAUGUACUCUCUGAAGUUUUACUUCCUUAUGGUUCUCCCAGUUAUAGCUUUCCAGGCCACGAAGGCUAAUCUAAUUAGUAAACGAGAUAUCUACCAGCUGUGUAAAAUAUUUACCACCUACACCAACCGCAACUGCAUGGAUUACUCGUACUACGGCUGCAGUUGUGGGCCAUUUAAAAGCGGGACACCCAUAGAUUGCGUCGACAGAUGCUGUUACCAAAAAAAGAAAUGCCACGCUGAACUGAAUUGUGGAGACCCGGUUGUGGAAGUCACUUGUGAAAACGGCGCUUGCAAAUGUACAGCUACCGAUACCAACUCCUGCGAAUACAAGUACUGCAUGUGUGACGUCGCCGCAGCCGAGUGCCUGGGCCGUCAAGUCUUCAACGAGUCACUCUUGAGGUACGAUUACUCCAACUGUGUGCAAGAGUUUAAAGACGCCCAAGACGAUUUGAAAUGCAAUGGAAUCUAAAAAACAGUCUGGAGAAUGUGUAUCAAGGAAACACGCUGACAUCAAAAUCUCUUUUUUGUUCAUCUUUUCCUUUUUAGUGCCCAAGACAUUGGGGUCGCUCUAUUUAGUUAAUACUGUUUAAAUUUAUCAAAAUUAUUGUUCACUUCGAAGACUUUAACACUAAACGCUUGCGUAUUUCUAAAAUAAAUUUCAGUUCCAGUU